CCACACUCCACCGCGCUGGCCGACGCGGCGCACGCCUACGUCCGCGCCGUUCGAAUUUCAAAAUCAAAACGUCAAAGCAUUCGUUUAUUUUUAAUUAUUGAGGAAUGUGAUCGGUGAACGUUGGAAAAAUAUUAUGUGCCAUAAAGUGUAGUGUUUUAAAAUGGGUUUCGGGAAAUUGUUUUUGGUGUUCGUUUUUGUGAAAUGUGUUUAUGGUCAAGAGCACGCCUGCUACGGUGCUGGUAGCGUUGCUGGUGCGGCGAUAGGUGCCUUUAUAGGAGCACUUCUUUUGGUAGCUGCGGCAUAUUAUCUGAGAAAGUUGUAUUGGAAGUCGCGCAAAGGAAAGCACCUAGUCUUCUCCACCGACCCCGAAUCCGUGAAGGAUGAGUUCGCCUUCGACAACCCCGGGUUCCGUCAAGACGAGCGCGCCUGGCAGCACGCCCCGACCUUACCCUUGAAGGGCUCCACGUUGCACGCAGAGUUCACCAAACCCGAACAAAGCAAAGAUGACGAACAUAUUCAGCGAGCCAGAAUUCGGCUAGUGAAGCUAUGGGCACGCGACUUCACGGGUCUCGGGUUCCGGUGCUCGGGCGGUGCCCGGGAUGGCGUGCGAGUGCAUUCGGUGCUGCGGAACGGCCCGGCUGCUGCUGCGAAGCUGGAACCUGGGGACAAAAUCAAAAGCAUCAAGAUAGAGUUCUCCGGAACUCCACUAGAAGACGCUGUAGCGAUCCUGUCUCUCGCCUCCCCCUACCCUGUGGAGUUGGAGGUGGUGGAGGGGGGGAGGGUGAGCGGCGCGGGGCGGGCGGUGCGGCAUCCGUUACUGAAGAGGGCUGGCUCUACUGGUGAUGUUAGCACGCUCGAGAAAGAAGGCAAGCUCCUCCACCCACCGCAGUCCCCCAACGCGUCUCACUCCAACAACUCCACGUUAGAGACCAAACAAAAGGGCAUCAAAAAGAUAAUCACAGAAAAGAUCGUCCCCACAACCCUGGAGCGAAACAAGAAGGAGAAGAAAGACCUCCCCACAACGUUAGAAAGAGAAAACGAGAAGAACAUUAAACUGAAUAAGAAUAGACAUUCAGAUGUUGCUCAGAUUACGGCUAAACCCGUCGAUUAUAAAACUGAAAAGAACAAGGUAAGGCAUUCAACUGGAGAUGUCAUUAUUCAAGCAGAAAACGGGACGGCUAAUCUAGAACACGCUGAAGUGCAAAAGAGAGAGUAUGAUCCUAAAAGAGGUAUGAAAUUCGGAAUUAGAGUAUUGCCGCCUAAUGUGCCGGAUGAUGGAGUUUUAAAACAGAAGAAUGUCGAAAAUGGCAUGGUGGCAGUUGAGAAGAAAACAGUUGAUGAACCAGAUAAACCUGAACCGCAACGGCCAGCGCCGGCUUCACAUGUUAAACUAGAAAGCGAGACAGAAGUAAAGAAACCUGUAGUUGCUAAAAGGAGAGAAAAGAUGGCACCGCCUAUUCCCAAUGCUAGGGUAAAACCAGAAGAAUUAAAUACAAGUGCUGAGUCUAAGACGUCUGAAAAUGCGCCGACUGCUUUUGCUAGAACUGAUCUUAACUCAAGUGGAAUUAAACGGGACGAAAAUGGUAUACCACAAGAACUACCUCAGCACAUGUUCGAUGCUGCCAAAGUGGCAAGAAGCAACAGGAAGAGUUCAUCAGAACUACUUUACGAAAAGGAUAAUGACAGAAAUGAACACAAGAAAGAUGAAGCUCCAAAGCCAAAUAAGAAAUCUAAAGGCAAAGCGCCUUCACCGCCUGAAGUUGAGAAAAAUAAAACAGAUGACAGCAUGAUUGAACAACUAAAAAAUGUAAAUGACUUCCUGAAGAGUGAAAAGCAAUUUUCAAGUCUAUUGCAUGAUUCCAUGACGUCUCCUAACACUACUACAACAUCAUACAAUACCUCGACACCCAAAGCAAUUAAAACCAAACCAGCACCCCAACCCAACGCUGAUGAAUCAAUUAACUUCAGCCAAGAUGACAUUGACGAUAUAGUUCACAGACCAUUCAAACGGGAGAGUGAUUCUCUCAACAAUUACUUCGAAGAUUCCAAAUCUAACCUUUCUUCUAACCAAGACGUCCACUCGGUUGUAUCUUUAAAUCAUAGCGAAAAAAGCGACAAAGGAUCGACAACUAUUGAAUUAAACAACAGUGAUGUCACGAUCCACAGUUCGCCGCUAGAUGACACUCUCAACUCUGCUUCAGACGACACUUCGAUUCUGGAUGAGAAUGAACGCAAAGCCGCCUCACUAGGUGACUUAUCGCGAUUCGAAUUGAGAGUUAAAACAAAUAUGCCAUCUACUGGUACUUUAGAGAGGGCGCAAAGCUUAGACAUAUCAGCUGAAGAUGGUGAAAUAAAUGAAACAUUGUCCCCUAAAAAGAGGAAAGCUAUGUCCGUUGUAGAAUCAACGUUCUUUGAUUCUACAGCCGAAGAUACACUACCUGAUAUGGAUCCAGAGAAAGGAGUGACAAUUAAACACAAAGAGCCUAGACUUAGCUUAAAUAUUGCUAAGACUUCUGCUAUGGAAGGGCUUAAUACAUUCCAAAGAAAUCGCUUGAAAAAGGCUUCUGAAUUUGGCAAUUUGGAGGAUGCUAUUGUCAAAGGUUCCACUAGCUCAGUAGACUCUGAGAAGACUGAACAAGAAGGUCAGAAGAAAAUUAAAAAACCCGAAUCACCUCCUCUAGUUGAGAGUGAGUCUCAUGAAACAUCAGAUCAUUUGGCAAGGAGGAUUAUUGACGAAAACAUGAAAGUGCACUUAAAACUCGUAUCAGAAUUUGCGAAAUCUACUUCAGACGGUAGCAACAUGAGCUCUUUGGAUAGCACUCAUGACAUGAGUCCUAAAAAAGAAUCGCCUGUCAAAUUUGAUGAAAAACACAUGACAUAUGAUACUAACAUUCCAGAUGAUUUGAAAGUAAGUCGUAAUACUUACGUGAACAGUUUGGAACGACCUAAAUCUGAUAUGAUGAAAAAGUUGUUAGCGAAAAAUCCAAUUUUGAAUGUACAUAUUGAUCAAAAGAAUGAAGCUGCUACAAGUAAAGAGACUCCGACACCAAUGACUGAUGCAUCUAAAUCAGCUAUCAGCCAACAUCAACCAGACAUUGUCAAUUUUAAUUUGAAAACCGCUGACCCGAAAUUAAAAGACUACGAUGAGUUCGUAAGUAACAUCAGAGUCGGAUCUAACAAUAGUAUGAAAUUCGAUAAGAAACCUCAAAUGGAAACAUUCUCAAGCGAAUGGACAGAGCCAAGAAAGAGCAAUAAUGUGGUGACAAUAACUACAGAAAAAUCCCAACCAGCUGAAGAGCAAAGAAAAUCUUAUACUAAAAGCAUAGAAAUCGGAGAAUCAAAUAUAAGAUUAAUACCAGAUAUUGUUGAAGGUAUAAAGAGAAAAACUGAAGACAAAGAUGGACGGACAUUGUACAUGGAACCAGCAAAUAUGUCACUGACAAUGACCCAGGAGCCUGUCCAGAAAACGGUGACGGUAAAUGUUGCAGAGGAUAAAUUUGGUAAUAAAGUUAUCAGACAAAACAUUGAGAAAGUAUCUACGCAAUACAUAACGGCUAAAGGAGAUGCUCCUUUGCAGGUGGAACAAGUCACUUUUGGUAUUUCUAAAAAGGGAGACUUAAAUGAAUUGGACUUGGAAGAAGGCGAUGUUGCGGACAUUGACAAGAAGAUAAUAGACGAAAUAAAAAGACAGAACCCUAACAUGCAUUUCACAAGUGAAGAACCCGCGUACACAAGAACAGAAACAAUUAUUUUAAAUACUGAACUAGACGAGGAACAAGCUAAAGCGUUGAUGGAAAAAAUAACUAACGACCCUAGCUUCAUGGCACAAAAGACACCAGAAGAAUUAUCUAAAUUGGGAAUAAGAAUAAUCAGAGAGUUAGACGAUAUGCAAGAUAAAAAAGACGAUACAGUUGAAGUGACCAAAACACGAUACACUAUCAAUCCGGUAGCCAUGUCAGAUUCGCAGAAACAAAGAUUAGAAUGUCCUCAAGAACCCGAACAAAAGAACGAUCAUAUAACAGAAAUCCAAGUCGUCACACCAAGGACAGAAAAGCAACAACAGAAAGAAAAAGAUAAAGUUUCAAGUAGACAAAGAGUACCUCCAUCCGAACCCCCACUUUCCUACGAACUGGACCCUGAAAUGCUAAACGACUUCAUCUCAAACGAACGGCACCAUUCAGCCAGACAAGAACAACGAACGAAAACGACACAAGAUGAGCCAAAGAAACGACAUUCCGACUUCGAUUUACCAAGAAACACUACCAUCAAAUUCAGAACAGCGACGUACGAAUCUCCAAAAGGAACUAUAGUUACAAGCACUGAUUUGGAGAACAGGAGAUUGUCACAACUCGACCAAAUGCAAUUAAGAUCGGCUGAAGCUGUAAAACCGGUCAUUUCAGCUAAACCAAGCAGUAUACCGGUGAAAGCAGCUGAUAAAUCUAAACCUGUAACAGUGUCUUCCAAGAUUCCUGUCUUCAUGAGUCAAAAAUCGUUAAGUCAGGAGAAUUUGACGGAUAAAACGUUCUCGGUGCCCAGUUCGCCGCCUCCUAAACUGGUAAGUAGCGGUAGUUCUGGCAACAUAUCUGUGACUUCGAUUAAGUCUAGUUCUAGAAGCCCAAGUGGUGGUAAAUACUUGUAAAAACACAUAUUAAAGACUUACAAAAGUACUGAUACAGAUUCAAUUGAGAAAUUAACUUUUAAUAGCCUUAUUUGGUGUCUCUUUAUUUUAUUUUGCAGUCUUAACAAGACGAUUAGUCAAGAACGUGUACUAAAGUUAUGAUGCCGCUAUUCAUCGUUUGUCCCUUUCUGUCGUAUUGGUAUGAUGGAAAGGGACAAACGAUGAUUAGCGGCAUCGUAACUUUAGUACACGUUUAUGAAUAAGGGGGUUAUUGUUUCGAGAAAAUCUGAAUACCUAUUUUACGAGUAAUUUAUUUACUGCACAAUGUCCUUUUCACUUUAAAUAGUUUAAUGUUUAAUGAAAUAAACCGUCAAACGAUAAUAUCUUAAUGUCUUGUUAAAUAAUACUUCGUUACUAUGUGAUACAAUCUUAUUUAAAUUGUCGUAACAUUUUGAACUGUUACCGAAAAUAAUUCCAGUAUACACUUUCACAAGCUAUUUCAUUACAUUGUCAGAAACUGUAUCAGAACUUAUGUGAGUGCAUUUAGAUAUAAGAGAAAAGUGUAAAAAUCAUCGAAAGAAUACGUAAGUGCCUUAUAUUGGGAUAAAAUUAUGAAUCUUAAUAACCUUAACAAAAUUUUAAAACAUGUGCCUUUCUAAUUUUACAUUUCUACUAAUGAUCUUAGAGUAUUUUCGGUAUUUUGUGAAUUAAAAAUAAAAAUGUUAAGAAUUAUUUUCGGUUGUGAAAGCAAUUUUAAUGUUCGUAAAAUAGUGUUAAGGACCUGUCACAAUAAAAAAUACUUUUUUAAUUCAAACACAUUCCAAGUACCUAAUAUCAAAUUAAUUGAGAUUAUAAUUUAUUAGAAGGUAUUCAAUUGUUUUGACAUUCCGUCCUCAGUUUCUACCACAAUAUUGUAAACUGUAGAUUUAUCAUUAUUUUGAAAUGUGCGAGCAUUUCAAGGCCAUUUUAUAGAAUAGUUAGCGUUAUUUAUUAUUAACAUUAUUUUUAAAUAAGGCGGCAAAUCGCCAAGGUACCUUUUUAUUCAGAAAUCGGACAUAUAUUAUUACAAAUAAUAAUGUGAAGUGACCCAAAGGAUAAAAUAUACAAAGAUUUCAUUUCUUCGUGGCAAUAGUUUAUUCAUUUUAAAAUUUGACAUUUCCAGUAGUUCAAAAUAAGUAAAUGUAUAAGUUUUGAAUUAUUUGACAAGUCUGGUCAGAAGUAAUGUCUUCCAUUUCCGAUAGAUGUCGCUACGGCCUUGAUUUGUUUUAUUUCAACAACCAAUAUAUUCUUGAGAUGUUGGAAAAGAAAUGAGAAUAAAAAUACAUAAUUAUUAUUAUGAACCUUUCAAUAAAUAAAAUGAUUAUAAGCACAAAUUAUUCCGUAAACGAAAUACUUAAAUGCGCCUACGAUAUUGGUGUAGUUAUCAUUUGAACGAGUAUCUAAAUUAUUUUUGGCACGAUAUUAGUUUUAUAAUUAAUACCACUAUUUUAGUAAUUUUAUAUAAAUCCUGACCAGACUGCGUUUAAAUAACAGUUACAAGAAAUGUAUUAUUUUGUUAUAAAGGAAUAGUUUUUUGUUGUUGGUUAAGUCUGUACGAGCGAUGUAUUUACCUACAAAUUAACAAGUUAUUAUGCGGUUAUACAAUUAGUAUUUUAUUGAUGUAUUAUAAAUGAAAUAAAGACAAUUUUAAAAUGUUA
Messenger RNA from Cydia pomonella (codling moth), 6315 nucleotides. RefSeq lists its product as uncharacterized. Lineage: Eukaryota; Metazoa; Arthropoda; Insecta; Lepidoptera; Tortricidae. The record is from RefSeq and is a predicted model, not a curated record. The coding region runs from base 161 to 4639 and encodes 1492 amino acids. Gene Ontology annotation, molecular function: protein binding. The transcript is spliced from 5 exons.